CGAGGCAGUGACUAACAAUUGACCUGUGACCCGUAGGCUAUUUAAAUAUAGAGAGGCUGUACUGACUGUAUUUCCAUUUUCAGCUUUUUGGUGGACAAAAUGAAGGUGUUCCUGAUAUGUGCGUUUGUCAUUGCAGUAGUUGGUGUAGUCACGUCAGCACCACCAAGCAAGGCUAAGUUUUGCUGUUUCCCCGACAAGUAUGAAGCAUCAGUGGGCGAAGUUGAUGGCUAUGCUCUACCGAAUGGGAAAGGAGGGGUUGCAAACAGCUAUUCAAAUAUCGCUGUAGAUGCUAAAAAUGAACUGGCUGCUACCGAAUUGACACAGAUCUACAACGGCACAACGACCAAGUUGAAGAUCAUCAUAAACUACAAGGAGAAAGUGAGUUACGUCAUCGUUGGAGAAACAUGCAAAAAGGCUGUUAUGAAUGUGCCACAGUUUAAAUGUGUUCCGGACAAUGCUCAAGAUGGAGGGACUUUUUACUUUGGUGACAAGGGGUUGGAUAUGAACGUUUACACUUUCCCAUUCAAUCCGACGGGAAUAUUUGAUGGCAACGUAUCAUUGACUGUCACCCGUGCCAAUUGCAUCCCAGUCAGCACAAUUUCGAUUGGGCGGGAUUUGGAGUCCACACUAGCACCAUCCCUGCCAGUGCUAAAGAAUUCUGGUGUAGUCAACUUCACGAGAGGAGUCAAAGAUCCCGAUCAUUGGUUCAAACUUCCAUCCUUCUGCCCAAAAGAAAUAUCUGAGAGGUCAACAAGAUCUGUGGAGGUCAAUCCAGUGUCAGGGUUUUUGCCAUUCACCAACCUCAUGAUGAAGUAUAUGGUUGAGGAGUGACCUGCCAAACAUCAAACAGCCGUAGAAGUCUAAUACAGCUUAACCGACAACAGAGUUAGAACAUAGACUUAAAACUAGCCAUUCAGUUUUAGAUAAUAAAAAAAAAUAAAAAAACAAGGUGUUAGUGAGUGAUGUCAUAAAAUUAAGAAUUAAUUAAUUGGUGACGACAUUACUUUAUAUCAAUCUCAUGACUGGUUCAAGAGUAAACUUCCAAUAUAAAACUUCAACUUCCGGUUUGAACCGGAAGUCAAGAUCUAUUGGGUCACAAUACGUGUAGCGUUUGUUGAUUUCCGAUUCCGAUUCGAACCGUUUUCGUUGCAAAAAUUAAUUGUUUGCUCGUGACAUUAUUUAGUAUCUAAUAAUUUUAUUCAUUUAAAUCAAAAAUGUUUAAUACAUUUAUAUUACCUUUAUUAAGAAGUUGUGUCGCCUAUUAUACAUACUCAGAGCAAUACAUAAAAUAAAACAGUUAUAUUAAUAAUAUUAUUCGUCGAUUUUAAUUGUGUUACAAUAAUUCUUGUUAGUCUAGACCAGAUUUCAAAAAGGGGUCUACUUAAGGGGGUAAGCGGCAUUGUUAAGUAAAAGUCGGUAACGCACCUAUUUUUGGGUUGCUGAUUCCGAAAAUGUUGGAUACCAAGGCUAAUUUUAAGUCCUUGUCCCUGAAAAAAUUCACAUUCAAAACAGCACAGAAAACCUAGCAGACGACAGUAAUUUACACGCAAAAAAUAGUCAGGUUCUGCUGUAGUUCUCUUUAGAGGUUGUCAGGAUUCCAUGCAAGUCGGGUAUCCGGCUAUAGUCAGGCUGUUGUUCCUAAUGCUUUCGGUCUCCACAAGGUAGCCAAUAAAACAAAAUGUGACAUGCAA
Messenger RNA from Asterias rubens (European starfish), 1691 nucleotides. Its product is annotated as development-specific protein LVN1.2-like. Gene Ontology annotation, biological process: cell-matrix adhesion. The record is from RefSeq and is a predicted model, not a curated record. The transcript has 6 exons. Gene Ontology annotation, cellular component: extracellular region; lysosome. Bases 100 to 831 code for a protein of 243 amino acids. Lineage: Eukaryota; Metazoa; Echinodermata; Asteroidea; Forcipulatida; Asteriidae. Gene Ontology annotation, molecular function: calcium ion binding.